Medioppia subpectinata is the source of this 278-nucleotide messenger RNA. The record is from the annotation of a GenBank genome assembly. Lineage: Eukaryota; Metazoa; Arthropoda; Arachnida; Sarcoptiformes; Oppiidae.
GUGAAAUAAAAAUUCAAUCAUUAGAUAUCAGACUAAAGCAAAGCAAAGUACAAUUUACUUGAACGAUAACUACAAUGCGCGCGGCAACAAUCUUUCUACUCGUGGCCGUUUUGACCAUCAGCACCUAUAUGGUGCAUGCUGAUCCUAUUCCCGAACCGGAGGCGAACCCGAAACCCGGGGCAGACCCGGAACCCGAGCCAUACCCCGACCCCGAGCCAUACCCGGAACCCAUGCCAGACCCAGAAGCUGAGGCGAGUCCCGUCUAUGUUGACGGAUGA